Molecule: messenger RNA, 680 nt
Organism: Manis pentadactyla (Chinese pangolin)
Lineage: Eukaryota; Metazoa; Chordata; Mammalia; Pholidota; Manidae
Product: keratin-associated protein 10-8
Cellular component (GO): keratin filament
Source: RefSeq, a predicted model, not a curated record
CACCGCCCAGCAUGGCUGCCUCCACCCUGUCCAUAUGCUCCAGUGACCUGAGCUACAGCCGCCGGGUCUGCCUGCCUGGGUCCUGGGGCUCCUGCACCGGCCCCUCCUGGCAGGGGGACAACUGCCCCGAGAGCUGCUGCAAGCCCUGCUGUGUCCCCAGCUGCUGCCAGUCCAGCUGCUGCAUCCCGGCCCCCUGCCUGACCCUCGUCUGCACCCCUGUGAGCUGCGGGUGCAGCCCCUGCCAGUCAGCCUGCACCAGCUCGUGCACACCCUCCUGCUGCCAGCUGUCUAGCUGCCGGCCCUCCUGCUGCACCUCCUCCCCAUGCCAGCAGGCCUGCUGUAUGCCCGUGUGCUGUAAGCCCAUCUGCUAUGAGGCCUCCCUCUGCCCAGCCUCCUCAUGCUGCCAGCAAUCUAGCUGCCAGCCCUCCUGCUGCACCUCCUCCCUGUGCCAGCAGGCCUGCUGCAUGCCUAUCUGCUAUAAGCCCGUGUGCUGUGUGCCCAUUUGCUGUAAGCCCGUCCGCUGCACGCCUGUGUGCUGUGUGCCCGUCUGCUGUAGGGCUGCCCCCUGCCCAGCGACCCCGUGCUGCCAGCCCACCCCCUGCCCCCCAUCCCGCUGCAGACCCUCCUCCUGCGUGUCCCUGCUCUGCCGCCCCCUGUGCAGGAGUCCCACCUGCUGCUGA